AUGCAUCAAACUUCUAUGGUACUCGUUAUUCUAGUUUUUCUUGCUUUAACAAUGUCACCAAUGGCUUCAAGCUUUCCCUAUUCGAAGAGAGUGCAUGUUUACAUUGUCAAUGAUUUGGGAUCAGGAAAGAUACUCACUAUCCAUUGUCAAUCCAAAGACGAUGACUUGGGUGUGCAUAGCCUCGACUUUGAGAAGGUGUAUACAUGGUCAUUCAAGAACAUAGUUUAUGGAGAAACACUAUUCUAUUGCGAUUUAGAGUGGGAGAGAUCGCCAGGUGAGAAAGUAACUAGUCAUGUAGAUGUAUAUGAUGGUUCCAAGGAUAUAAAACUAUGUGGUGCGGAUUGUUGGCGAAUGGUCCAACAGGAGGGCAUUUUUGCUCUGGACCCAGAUAAUGCUAGUGUUAGAAAAAUGGGUUCAUGGGCAAAUUGA
Telopea speciosissima is the source of this 429-nucleotide messenger RNA. RefSeq names its product S-protein homolog 5-like. Lineage: Eukaryota; Viridiplantae; Streptophyta; Magnoliopsida; Proteales; Proteaceae. The record is from RefSeq and is a predicted model, not a curated record. The coding region runs from base 1 to 429 and encodes 142 amino acids. The transcript has a single exon.